This is a messenger RNA of Bacillus rossius redtenbacheri, 3481 nucleotides long. RefSeq lists its product as uncharacterized. NCBI's taxonomy places the organism in Eukaryota, Metazoa, Arthropoda, Insecta, Phasmatodea, Bacillidae. Gene Ontology annotation, biological process: signal transduction. The record is from RefSeq and is a predicted model, not a curated record. Gene Ontology annotation, molecular function: protein binding. Bases 340 to 729 code for a protein of 129 amino acids. The transcript is spliced from 4 exons.
GACACUGGCGGCGAGGUCUGGCCGAAGCGAACAGCCACCAAGAACUGGCAGCUGCUGCGGGAUGUGUCCGGGCUGGUGUCGGCUGCGCACUUGGCAGUGCAGAGCUGACUCAGCUCCGGUGCCAGCCUGGACGGCUAGGAGGGGCUGGUGGUCCCACGGCCAGACCCGAGUCUCUGUGGGUUGUCUGACGUGUGCCAGAGAUGCGGCGGACCUGGUUAUAAGCACCCUGUCACCCUGUGAUACUCUUGGAACAGGGUAUUUCUCGGGUCAACCAACAGACUCUCCCCCCGACUGCCCUGGGAGACUGCCCCGAGGACAGAUCAGCCGGACUGGUGGCUCAUGAGCGGGCCGGAGGGGCAGGUGGAGUUCCGGCGAGUGCGGCGUGGGGCGAGCCGGGAGGCCCGUGCCAGGAGCCUGGGCGCCCGCCCUCCCUCAGGCGGGCGGGAGCCGGACCUGCUGCUCAGCCCCAGGAGGCUGUCCCAGGAGGACGUGCGCGCCGUGGCGCCCCUGCUGGGAGCCUCGUGGCGCGCGCUGGGGCUGCGCCUCAAUUUCGACCCUCGCACGCUGGACCAGAUACAGCUGUCCGCCGGGUCGUCGCCCGACGCGAGCCUCGAAGCGGUCUACAUGCUGAGGCUGUGGUCGGAGCUGCCCACGGCGACCGUGGGCAGGCUGGCGACUGUGCUCUGGGAGACAGGCCUGCACGUGGUCGCCAUGCAGCUGAGGCCCUGACACGUCUGUCCUCAGCCAGGCAGAGACCACUUGUGUCGCGGAUCAUGUUCUCCACACAGCCACAACAAUGUUCUAGUUGACCUGUUUCCAUGCUCUUGGUGUUGAUUUGAUGCUGCUGAAGUGACUGUGGGAAAGACAUUCAAAAGAAAAUUAUCUAUCAAUACUUGAAAAAUUUACUUGUAAAAUAUUUCAGAAUCAACUCCAGUAUAGGAUUUAGAAGGAGGAGUUAUGGUGGCACGAUGCAUCCCCCUUUUCCCCCACCCGCAGACACCCCCAGAAGGGUAAAAUAUGCAAUGGAUAAUACGACUUCUGAAGAAUAAACAGGUAUUAUAAUAGGGUCAGACUAUCGGUGCUCACCCAAAAGUUUAUCCUGGGUCCGCUCCUGCUCAACUCUAAAUAAUUAAAUAUAUAUAUAUUAGCUUUAUUAUUCUCAUAAAUUUUCUAUGUGGUAUAUCAAAAAAUUACAAGUACCAGUAUUUUCCAAAAGAACAUAGUUUUAUAAAUAUAUAGAAGACAAUACAAAUGUAACAACAUACAGGUAUAGUUCUGCGCACACAUGCUCAACACGGCAUAACUCAUAAAUCUGUCCUUUUCUGCUUCCUGGGGCCCAAGAUAGCAUGCUUCAUCUCUCUUCUAUAAAGCAGAGAUGUGCAGAUUCGCGAGUACUGUAUGUAUGUAUACAUACAGUUAUGAAUCUAUGCAUAUAUGGAGGUAUGUAGGCCUACUACUAGGUAUAAUUCCUUCUCCCACCCUAAAUACAGUAUUCCCAGUCACUGUUCACAGCAGCUGGGCAAUAACUGGGAAUGUUUUAUUUUAAUGCAUCCUACAAAUGCCGUCGUCCGGGGUCUCGGGCUCGAGUCCCGGUACGGCUCCUAGUGGGAAUGACGGUUGUCGAUGUAGUGUUUCCGGGUGGGCGCCAGACUAGCUCUGUUUCUCGUUGAUAGGUGGGUCGUGGGGUCGGUUGCCCUGCGUGGCCCACUAAGACCGUCUGCGGUGUUGCGUGGGUUAUGAGGAAUUCCCUACUUGGCGGUGGUUGGGAGUCGUAUGGUUAAUUAAUUAGGCGCUGAAGUAAUGCAACAAAUGACGUGCGUCGUUUAUUCAUGCGACUGUGGGUUUGGUGGAAUACCGUUGAUUACACACCACGUCGUACAGAGGGUGACGUCACACAAUACAGAAGUUACACAAUUACACAAAGUUAGUCUGAAAGUUACUUAAUAAGACGUGGCACAAGUUUACAAAAAAUGUUACGUGGAGGUGCGUUGCACAAGUUUAUUGAAUGUUACGUGGUGGCACGUUGCACAAGUUUACAAAAGAAAACAUUCCAGAUUCAAGGCGUCGCACAAAGUUACUAAAUAUUACGUAUUAGCGUGGCACUAGGCGGUUCUGAGCCUGGUUACUCAAAAGAGGGGUGAGGGCGAUUGGAGGCGGCCAAUCCCGUAUAUCAAUGUCUCGAGGCGGUGUUCGCGUCCACUGUAGUGGAGCGCGGACCACAGCUAAAUUCGUCCAAGUUCCCUUACGGGGUGGUGUCAGCGCCGGAGCGACUGGUUUUAGUUAAAGUUCUGUUCUUCGGGAGACGGCCCGUGCUGUAUGCUGAAACUACCCCGCAGACCAAGUGUGGUGCAGGGGGUUUUAAAAGUUAAGCGGCCGGAUUAAGUCCUGGACCGAAAAUUGGACCGGGUACGCACGGAGAGAUUAGUAAAAAGAGGUUUCGAGGAAGUGACUAUAAUUACCAGAAGUGAGUUCAAUGCAGACAAUGGAUGAUGUUUCUCCGUGGGACGUGCGUCCGCCCCGGUCCACGAGUCGCGCUGUACUGGCGUGAUGUCAUGGCGCCUGGCCGAGGCUCGGUGGCCCUCGCGCCAGGGUUGACCUCAUUACAUUAGUUUCUAAUGUGACACGUUAAUAAGUGAUUUUAAGGGUGCUAAAUUCCUACAUUAAUUAUUACGGCUAAAUUAACAUCACUCGUCCCUUCUACAAAUUGGAGUUAGUAUGUUUACGUAUUAUGUCCUUUAAAUUAUACGUCACACCAGCGAUGUUCGUCUCUUGCCGGACUGCUCUGGUGGGGGCAAUAACGCAACACAAGGGUUUAAUAAUUAUGUCACAUGGGUUAAUUGACUAAUUUAGGCAGAAGGCCGCCAGGGGGACACUCACACACGUAUCGACGUAUUUACACACGUGAGUGCCCUGGCACUCCUACGUCGCACUUUCGUUAAUCAACUUUUAAUUUAUACAUAAUAUUGUUUAAUAUUCUGUGUUUGUUUUUGCAACGUGGUCAGCUGUAAUGUCGGUCUGUUUAUUAGGGGGCCAGGUUCUACCUUGGUUGCCGGUGGCUCGCCUGACUCGGGUGGGCCAUGGCUAGGGGCGCGUUCCGUUAGCGGGGUUGAAUACUGGCGGUUGCAGGUCGGGCUUUAGGGUGGUCUUCGGUCGGACGACGUCACAAGUAUGAACUAAUGUUGUGAAUAAGUAACAUGCACUGUGAUAUUAUGAAAUAAUUUUGGGUGAUACAACGAGACUAAUGAAGAGUGUACUGAGUGAAGUAUUAUAGUACUCUGAUGAUCAAUAAAGAAUGUGUUAUAAAUAAAAAGAUUACUAACGAAAGUAUUAUGUUUAUAAUGAACUAAUUUAGAUGUUUAUUUUUUUUGUAGCAAUAGUGUUUCUGUAACAGGUUUUAUUUAAAUGUUUUAUGUAAAAUAUAAUAUAAUAAGUAGGUAAUUUACAAUCUGAGGUAUUUAUUUCAAAUAUAUUAUGCCAAGAA